AUGUGCUUGUCAGAUGUCCAUUACAUCAAACAGUUUCCAUCAGACUUCCUGCACAUCCAAUGCAAUGGAGCACUCGUUCGUGAGAGGGUUCAGCAGGUCUACCAGUCUUCUCCAGACCAAUUGGAGAGCAUGCCUCAGCAAGGCAAAAUUCUGCUGCCGCUCAGUCAUCUUCCAUCUGGCAGUGUCCCUGCUGGUAUGCCUCCCCAUCUGGCCAUGCGGUAUGAACACUUUGUAUCUGAAUUGCACCAGGGACGGCUACUCCGACGGUGGGAUGAUGUAAUCGCAACCCAUCCCAAACAUCAUCUUAAGGCAGAUGGCAACCGUUCCACCACUGAUGCAUUUCACUUCGGGGUGUGGGAGGUAACUGCCUCGAAACCACGCCUGACCAGGGAGACGAGGGAACAAUCACCGGAGGCGAAGAAAGCCAUUGAUGAGCUCCUCGGGUAUGUCCAGUCGUUCAUAGCUCCCAAUAUUGGCACUGCAUUGGAGCAGCACGCUCCACUCCAUGCUGAGGCAAUGGCAAAAGCCCACUCUCGUGUCCGCCAACAUCUGAAGCAAGACCUUCUGCUCCGGCCCAUGGUGGAUAUGGGCGGAUCAUUUUUUGCUGUGGCGGUGAAAGAGUUUGGGUCGGGUGUGGUGCACAUUGACUGGAACGACAGUUGUGCGCUGUACGCAUACAUCUUUGCAGUUGGUGACUGGGAAGGAGGUGAGUUUUGUAUCCCGCAGCUGGGUAUCAAGAUUCCUGUGCGUCCUGGUCAAGUGCUGGCUGUGCUGGCCCGGGUGCUGGCCCAUUUCAGUGCUCCAGUGACCUCAGGGCGGUGCAUUGUCUUUACCUGCUUUACUGAUGCAUUGCUAUUUGAACACUCCCAUCCUGAUGUGGUAGUUGUUGGCCAUUAG
Messenger RNA from Suillus paluster, 897 nucleotides. RefSeq lists its product as uncharacterized. Bases 1 to 897 code for a protein of 298 amino acids. The record is from RefSeq and is a predicted model, not a curated record. Lineage: Eukaryota; Fungi; Basidiomycota; Agaricomycetes; Boletales; Suillaceae. The transcript has 2 exons.